CCAAAUGCGCUACGACGUGCACCAUUUUCUAUUGUGACUACGGUUCGAGUGGCAGCUUGUAGCGGGCGCGUCGUAAUUCGCAAUCUAUUGAAAUUAAAAGUGAAUGUGGAUUGUUUUGCUAAAAUUACAAAAGAACGGUGUGCCAUUAUUUCGAUUAAAUAAUAAGUACGUCGGAACGAUUGAGGGGAAUAAACAACAGUUACUAAUUGUUAAUCGGUAAUUGUUUUGAUUGCCAAAUAGUGAAUCGCUUUGAAUGAAUACCGAACUAUCGUCGGGGUUUUCGGGUGGAAAAGAUUCUGCCGGUGUUCUUUUCUCGGUAACCGAUGAAACUAGUGGUGUAAUCGAAUUUGAAGGUUCUGUUGACGAUUUGCCGGAAUCGGUGACCUCUGUUCUGGUUGAUGACAGCUGGCCGGGACAGAUUCUAGUCGAAGGGGUAGACGAGUUUGGAAGUGCCGUAACCUUCCUUACUGACAACUUGCACGGAACGGGUCUGGACCACUCGACCUCGCCAGUCAUAACUGUGAUGGAUAUUGAGCCGGUGGAUGAAUCCGACGAAGAGGUUAAGCGCAGUGUUGAUCGUUACUACUCGCACCUAGAGAUUCCGGCCGGGUCAUCCGGUGAUGAAGAUGUUGCUAAUGCUACCUCUGAUCCGGAAAAUGUAUUCUUCAACAAAUAUCUCACGCAGUAUAAAAUGGAUUCGCUAAGGCAAAGCACCGCCGACGAGAUGUUGACCAUGGAGUCCGAUAUGAAAGGCGGCAUACUGCACGCCACAAUGCCGCCGCAUCAUGCCUCGUCCUUGCACAGCCACUCGACGUCCCCGUAUGGUGCAUUGGGAUCGUUGAGCAUGAUGAAUAUUGGGCAAUCACAGCUGGGUCAUCAAGCGCAACAUCUAAGCCAUCAGCAGCAUUUGUCGCAUAACAACAACAGUAGUUCGUAUGGCCAAACUCAUACGAACCCUCAUGGCUCUCCUUUGCAGCCUGGGUCCGGCCUUAGUCCUAACGGGCCAUCGCAAGCUUCCCAGCAACAAUCGCCUCCAACGACGGGACUCGGCAAUCAUCACAUCACCUCAACCGGCCAAAGCCAUGGCCAUAUGGUAUCUGGAGGCACUGUGAAUCACAAUAAUAAUAAUACCAGCAAAGCAGCGCAGCUGAACGCCGAUCGAGUAAAGCGACCCAUGAAUGCCUUUAUGGUGUGGUCGCGAGGACAACGACGAAAGAUGGCUUCAGACAAUCCAAAGAUGCAUAAUUCUGAAAUUUCGAAGCGUCUGGGAGCGCAGUGGAAGGACCUGUCGGAAACAGAAAAGCGCCCAUUCAUCGAUGAGGCUAAGCGAUUGCGAGCGGUUCACAUGAAGGAACAUCCCGACUACAAGUACCGUCCACGUCGGAAGACGAAGACUCUGACGAAAACCAAGGAGAAGUAUCCACUAGGAGUGGGCUCACUAUUGCAAUCUAGUGAAGGAAAUACCAUGCGAAAUUCCAAUACAAUCUCGGCGGCACAACAAGCGGCCGCAGCGGCAGCUGCCAAUCGUGAUAUGUACCAAAUGCCUCCCAACGGUUACAUGCCAAAUGGAUACAUGAUGCAUGAUGCGUCGGCGGCCGCUUAUCAAUCACAAUCACACUACAUGAGCAAUUAUCACCGAUACGACAUGGGCCAGAUGCACAACGCUGCCUCGACGGGUUCACUGAAUUCCUACAUGAAUGCGACAAGUUACGGUAUGUACGGAACCGUGUCCGGUGGCCAGACGUCCCCAUACGGCUUACAACAACCGGGAUCUCCCUACAGUUCGCUUCAACAGCAGCCAGGAUCUCCGUACGGUUUGAACCAACCUGGCAGCCAAAUCUCCUGCCAAAGUCAUAGUCCCAGUGAUUCCAGUGUAAAGUCGGAGCCCGUGUCACCUAGUCCCACGUCGACAAACAAUAACCUGAUAAUGAAGCGCGAGUACGGGCAACCUUCCGGGCCGGAUCUAAGCCAUCUCAUCAACAUGUAUCACGUGCCAGAUAUGCAAAGUGCAGAACACCAGCGGAAUCUAAUGCAACACUACCAGCACAGUGCGUCGCCCGAUCUUCAAUCGCAACAGCAGCAGGUCCUGCGGACGAUGGCCCCCAUCUCGCAUAUGUGAGAUUUGGCCAGUUCCGUUGGUCUCCAAUCCAUAACCUCAUCUUCACCGGGAGCGCUGGCACCGCCUUUAUCGCCGGUGCUCAACUCCGGAUCCGGUCCGCCGAUGUUCCACAGCCACUCGGCGGGACCACCAACGCAAUCGUCCUCAUCCUCGUCCUCGUCGCCGCUCUCAUCGUACCGCCAUCAUCAUCAUCACCACCACCAUCACCAUCUGAGUAAUGGCGGUGGUGCCGGUCUUGCCGUCGGUGCCGGUGGUUCCAGCAGCAGUUGUAGCAGUCUCAGCCUUGGCCAUAACCUCAACGCGCCGUCCUCGGUCUCACCCACGGGAACCGAAGGCGGCAGUAGUCUAGGACACCAGCUUCAUCACCACAUCAGUAAUUGUGUUAGUACCGAUAGAACUAAUCAUUUAAUGGACAUAUCGCCACUUUAAUCCUCACUUUUCCACUCCCUGCUUACGGUCGGAUCGCAGUAGCGCGAACCGAGUGCGGCUUGCGCUGCUGCGAUCGGGAACCGUUUCCUCCGACAGUUAUUAGUUUCUCUUCUUAACGUGUGUAUAAGUACGUUGUUAAGUUUGACCCGUUUCGUUUGCGAUCGAAUUCCGGAAUCCCCAAGAUUGUGAAGAGCAAAUUGCAAGAGGAAGUAAACACAGUGUGAUAUUAUUAUUUUCAUUUGCUUUGUAACAAUUGAACAAUGAAUUUGUGCAUUCUUUCUUUUAUUUUGGAUUCUUUCUAUUUUGUAGAUUUUAAAAGUUGAAUUUUCUAUUUACUCGCCUUUUAAUUUGCCGUUAUGAAGCGAAAGGUCCCUUAAGUUUCUCCCCUCAUUUUGUAUAGAAAGCGUUGUUGUUAUUUAAAUCAUUUUCGAGUGCCGCGCCGGUAGCAAGAAAUAAUAAAUUUUCAAAAAUAAAAAAACGGAAAGCAACAACCAAAAAGAACUGAAAUAAAUCCUUAGUUGAAAUUUAGAACAA
Molecule: messenger RNA, 3082 nt
Organism: Armigeres subalbatus
Lineage: Eukaryota; Metazoa; Arthropoda; Insecta; Diptera; Culicidae
Product: transcription factor SOX-3-like
Exons: 3
Coding region: 254-2119 (621 amino acids)
Biological process (GO): anatomical structure morphogenesis; regulation of DNA-templated transcription; cell differentiation
Molecular function (GO): DNA-binding transcription factor activity, RNA polymerase II-specific; RNA polymerase II cis-regulatory region sequence-specific DNA binding
Source: RefSeq, a predicted model, not a curated record